ACAGGCGGCGCGCACACAUACACAGGCACGGGCUCAAUCUACCUCAGUCUCAUACAAGUGUAGGGAGAGUAGAGUGUGGAUAAUGCAAGAGGUUUCGUUGUACCUGACACUUGUCUCACCUGGGCCUCACAACAACCACUCUCUCCAGCCCCAUAUACUCCACCUCCUGCCCAAAGUUGUGUAUAUAUAAGCCUAACAGCUAAGACCAAUAUUUUAAAAGUUCUUGCAUUUAUUUUUGGUAUGAAAAACAAGCUUGGUACGGACAAACUGUAAGCUUCAGUUUCUGCUAAUUAAUGAUAUGUUUUGAGUGACACGUCAUAACUGAUAUCGCAAUAUUCUGCUGGAAAAUAGCAGCUCAGGUGAGGUUAGUCCUAGCAGGUAUCUGCUGUUCUCAGAGAUGGGACGCUACAGUUUAUCACUGGAGUACUAGUGUGUGUGUGUCAAGGAAGAACACUUGACAAUGUUGAUACAAGCAACAUGAAGUGUAGUGAGUGUUUGUGUACAUGUAUAGCAAGACACUAGAACAGUGUUUAGCAGCAGCUGCUGCUCUAUCAACACCAAUGGCAGACAAGUCUGGGGCUUAGACCAGGUCUCGUGCCCAGCCUCGGUCUCGUUCCCAGGCCAGGUCUCGUGCCUGGGUUAGGUCUUGUACCCCGGCCAGAUCUCGUGCCCAGGCCAGGUCUCGUGCCUAGGCCAGGGCUCGUGCCCGAGCUAGGUCUCGUGCCUAGGCUAGGUCUCGUGGCCAAACCAGAUCUCGGGGUCCAAGUCAGGUCUGGUGCCCAGGAUAACCUGGUGGUCAAGGCAGGUCUGGUGCCUAACCUGCAUCCGGACAUCUUCCUUGUAUUCACUUGGCACUGCUGCCAAAAUACUUGCACAUCUCUCAGCAUGGAUAUAGUGAGCAACCUUACAGCAACGUCGCCAAGAUAACAGCAUCAAAACCUCCGCAACACGUAACUAUCAAAUCUUCUUCACCUACAUCAAGAAGAUUCUUCAUCUGAAGAAUUUUGUCCUCAUCUUUGUAAAGGAAUUAAAGAAGUAAAGGUUACGACAGAACGACUAUGGUAAUGGUCGUAGAUACUUUAAGGUGUUAUUGUGAGCUGUGUUAGUUGUCAACACUCAAGUCGUUAGUCAUCCCAUCCCUGUGUGGGAUCAGGGGUGAGAGUAGGUGACACAGGUGAUGGCAACGGUGGUUAAGGAGGAAGCUGAGGCCCCAUACAGCCUCUCCCUCCUACUGGGUGAUCGUAACCCACGGUGCCGACCCAUGACAGCUUCAGCAGUGGUGUGCGGAGCCCCGCCUCCUGCUACACAACACAACCUCCAACCACAAGCACACACUACUCUCCAGCAGCCUCUGCCACAACUUAACAACCAACAACCACAUCCCACACUCAUGAACACAACUGGAGGAGGAGCUUUUGAGAGAGUCCUGCCGCAUUCUCCCUCCAGCAUGACUCCUGCUGAAGGAACCAAGAGGCAUCCCUCACCCAACAAGCCUCCAGCCAACGACCCGCUGUCUCAUCGUAUCAUUGAGAAACGUCGCCGCGACAGGAUGAACAACUGCCUGGCCGACCUUAGCCGUCUUAUCCCUACCUACUACCUGAAGAAGGGACGUGGGCGCAUAGAGAAGACUGAGAUCAUUGAGAUGGCAAUCAAAUAUAUGAAACAUUUACAAGCUCAUGCCUGCAGUCAAAUAGAGAACUGUGAAGUUACGGUAAAACAAGAACGGACAGGAAGACAACUUGAACAAUUCCACUUAGGGUAUCAAGAAUGUAUGUCGGAAACAAUGCAGUUCCUGGUAGAGUCAGAAGGUUUCUUUACUGGUGACUCACUCUGUGUCAGACUCAUGAACCAUCUCAAUAAACACUGUGAGAAGAUCCUUACCAGUGAGGGGUAUGUUACAAGACAGAGCAGAUCCAGUUCGUCCACGUCGAGUGGGUACCAUGCAAACAGCUCAUCUGCAGGAUCAUCCAGUGAUGGCAAUGGUAAUGGCUCAAGCCAUGCAUCUGAGAGUAAGGACACACUUGUCUCAGAAGAAUCGGCUUAUAGGUCUGAAGACCGUCUUGGCUCGAACGAGCGAGAAGAAAAAUCUGGAGGAACAGCCCUGGAAAACAGCUCUGGAAUGGGAAGUCAGCUUCGAGAGAUCCUGCAGCAACAUUCAGGACCUGGAAGCAGCAGUGACCGUAGAUGUGGAAGCUAUUCUUCUGGACUAAGCUCUAAUAAUUCCUCGAGUGGGGAUGACAACAAUAACAGUAGUCGACUAUACAAGUUCAAAUCAAAUAUGAAGCAUAGGUUCAGUGCUGACCUGGAGCAGUCGCACCAGGUCAGAAAGAAGCGAAGAGACUCUGAAUCUUCUUGUGGAAAUUAUACUGACUGUGAAAAAGACAGAGUGACUCCCACAGGCUCUGUGAGUCUCUCACGACCAACCUCAUGCCAUGAGGGAUUUUCUCACGACUUGAAUAAGUUACUAGAUGAGUGUGACAGUCCGAUGCUUGAUAAAAAUCAAAGAUCUUUAACACCUACAUCAAAAUGUGAAAAUCAAGGUGGUAGAAGUUCACCCUGCAGACAAAGUGUCAAUGUUUGUUCUAGGGUAACUGUACCAAUUUUUGCUCUUAACCAGAGUGGAAGUUUUUAUGUACCUUUAACCAUUGAUAGUACUCUUAUUGCUCCUGCCAUUGCAGGAUUGUCAAAUAUAUCACCUGUUUUGCACCCAAUAUCCAUCAAUGUUAACUUCUGUGGUUCUUGUCCAACAAUAACUUCAAAUAUAGUUAAUCCAAAUCAGGGUAACUUUACAGGAGCUUUAAUAUCAAACUCUCAUCAGUCGUUAGGGAACAGACUUUCUCAUGCUUCUCGGAAUUCAACACUGAAUAGUUCUGAAGGCAGUGUUUAUAAUGGACGACCUCACACUCGUGUUGUUGGUGAUCGUAAACGCCUUGAGAUUCAAAGGCAAAUUUCUCAGUUUGAGGAACAGUCUCCAAGUGUAUCUAAUACAAACGAUAGUGUUGAGAAGAGAGAGCCAGGAGACCUAGAAAUACGGGAAACAAGCGAUAUGAGAAAGGAUCACUAUCGGCACUCAGAUCAUCAGCAACGAGACAUACCCCAUGACCCUCCCUGUAUUGAUAAUAAACUUGACACAAAAGACACGAAAGAUAAGGGUCAUGAAAUAAGAGACAUGCGAAAUGCACAUAAUUUACGUGAUAUCAGUGAAAUGUGGGAUAUUCGUGAUCCUGCACAAAUGGUACGGGAAUUUAUUGAUACAAAUAGUAAUUAUACAAAUAACAGUGCAUAUUCUCGGACUCAUGCACACUGGGGUACUGCAUAUCAUAAUCAGUCCAAAAAUUAGCAAUGUAGCUCAAGCAAGAUAAUGAUCUACUGUAGAGUGAGCAUUAAGUGUAAACAUUUACAAACAGUUGGUGGUCUUAGAAUGAAUUUUAAUAGUUUGAAAUAAUAUAACAUUUGAAAUUACUGCAGUCAAUGCAAGUUAUAGAAAUUGACUACAGUUUAUGUGUUGCAAAAACUAUAUUGUUUACGACUGAGUUAUAGCCACAUUUAUUGUGAAAAAUAUUUAUUCUUAGUGGCUAUUUUGUGAAAACAAAUAAAUAGAGAGUUAAUGUUAAGAAAAUUUCAAACUACAAUCAUAAAAAUACAAUGCUGAAAUGAUGUAUAUUGCAGGUGAGAUUGAUCUGUGUUUCAAUAUAAUAGUCUUGCUCAAUCAUGAUUAAUGUGGACAACAGUAUAGUUUCUCUGAAAUCUUAGCCAUCAUAUUUAACAGUACCUGAGUAAUAUACCUAGAUGUAUGUGGUGAAAGAUAGUUCCAAUGUCUUGUUAGGAAAGUCAGUGAUGGAGAGUUAGGACUGGCUCUGUUUUAAAUAGAUUAAGAGUUCGAUAUACAGUAUAACCCACCUCAAGAGUCAAUCUUUCAUCCAAAAACUGUCUCCCCAAGCUAUACCCUUGGACUUAGUGUAGAUACGUAAAAAGAUUACUGAAAAAUAAAAGAAUUUGUGAAUACUAUAGUGAAGUAUAUAUCCAAUUGCUGUAUGAUUAAAUUAUAUGUUAACAAGUCUGGCUGACCAGGCAAGUAGCAAACAAGACUGCCCUAGAGCCUGGAGUAGGAAAACUCUCAAAAUCCAUCAAAGGUAAGGUAAAAUCUAGAAGCUUUCAAUAAUAAUAUCUCAUAGUAAAGAAGAGCCAAAGUAAAUAUGGAAAAAGUGCAUGAGGCAGCACAUAGAUGAUACAGUUCUUGUGGAGAUUCUGAAGAGAUGUUGCUAAGGCUGGUGAGCGAGUCUGCAAGGGUGCAUAAAAGAUGGAAGUAAAAAGUGAACACAGAAAUGAGCAAGGUGAUGAGAAUAACUAAAAAAAAUUAGGCAAUGAAAAAUUGGAUAUCAGACUGGAAAAAGAGCAUAUGGAGGAAGUGAAUGUACAUAUUUAAAUAUAUGUAGCAGAUGUGUUGGCAGAUGGGUCUGUGAAAGACUAGGUGAACCACAGAAUAGAUGAAGAUUCAAAGAUAGGUGGAGUGUUGAGGCAUCUGUGGAGAGAAAAGUUUAUCUAUGGAGGCAAAAAGAAGAUACUGUACCAAAAUAUUGUGGUGCUGACCCCUUUUAUAGAGGUGUAAGACAUGAGCUUUAAACAUUACAGUGAGGACACAGAAACACAGGAGUGACUCUGGUACUACCAUAGGAAUGUACAUUAUACAAUGUGGGAGACAAUAAUUAGUAGGGGAAACUACUUCAUCAGUGAAAAUUAAAAUCUCAUGAACAUAGCAUACUUGCAUUCACAAUGAACAUCUGUUUACCACAAGAACAAUUGUGGAGAACUGAUGAACCAGAAUGAGGGCCAAUUAGUGAUUUAUGAAAGCAACCAAUGAAGGUGAAGUGCAUGGAAGCUGCCAAAACUGCUACCACCAACACAAUUUCAUAAAAAUCCAUAAGCUACAGGAUUUCCAAACUCUUAACCAAAAGGUUGUUACCCUCAUUAAAAUCAGCCAUCAUGUAA
This is a messenger RNA of Cherax quadricarinatus, 4989 nucleotides long. RefSeq names its product transcription factor cwo. Gene Ontology annotation, cellular component: nucleus. The record is from RefSeq and is a predicted model, not a curated record. Gene Ontology annotation, biological process: regulation of neurogenesis; regulation of circadian rhythm; anterior/posterior pattern specification. Gene Ontology annotation, molecular function: RNA polymerase II cis-regulatory region sequence-specific DNA binding; protein dimerization activity; DNA-binding transcription factor activity, RNA polymerase II-specific. NCBI's taxonomy places the organism in Eukaryota, Metazoa, Arthropoda, Malacostraca, Decapoda, Parastacidae.